AUGAAGUUCUACCCCAAAGCGCGAGAGCAGCGGCCUAGCAUCCACCACCCGUCCGUUCGGCCGCGUCGAUUGGCUUUGCUAAGAGCUGCUGGCGUGAACCUUCUUCUACUUCAAUUCCUCUUCCUCGGAUUGUUUUGUUACAUCUUUGGAUCCCUCUUCCAGCAGUCAACACACAUCCGCGGUGUCAAUGUCCUAUUCGUUGAUUACGAUGGCGGUGCGAUAGGCGAUGCAAUUCGCGACGCCUAUAAAAAACUAGAGGCGCCAGGGUUUCCAACUUUAAUUGAGAGACCCACCUCUGCAUAUCCCCAACCUGGCUCCAUUGAUGGUGCUGUGUGCGACAUCAAAUACUGGGGAGCCGUCUAUACCACGGCAAAUGCGUCGAAUGCCUUGACUGCCGCAUUUGCGGGAGGAUUAGCUGCCUCAUCAUACAAUAAAGACGAUGUUCUCACUAUGGUGUGGAAUGAAGCGCGCUAUCCCACGGUGGCUGACUCGGCCCUCGAAACCAGCCUAAAGUUACUGUCCGAAACUGCUCGCGUCGUAUAUUCCGAAGCCAACGGGAAACAUACACUUCAAAGUUUGAACACCUCUGAUCCCGCCGCCCUUGCCAUCUUCUAUGACCCUUGGACAUUGGCAUCGGUCAACUUCCAGCCCACAUCCCAAGGAUCCCGGCUCAUCUAUAACACUCUUGUCAUCAUUUUGAUCAUGAUCCAGGAGUUCUUUUACCUUGGUUAUGUCAACGGUCUCUACGUGCAGUUCAAACUGUACACAUCAGUAACCCCUCACCGAAUCGCCAUCGCUCGUCUCAUCAUAUCGGCUGUCUACACCCUCGCUGGGUCCUUGAGUACAGCAGGCGCCAUCUGGGCUUUCCGAAAUGGCUGGCAUGUCAAUGGAAACCAGUUCGCACUAUCAUGGGCAGCAUUGUGGCUCUUCGCGCAUCUCAACUUCCUCGUACUGGAUGUAUUCACUGUCUGGCUCCCACCUCCCUACGUCCCAAUGGCGUUGAUUACUUGGAUUAUCACCAAUGUCACUUCGAUUCUUCUUCCAUUUGAGCUAUCACCGGGCUUCUACAAAAUUGGGUAUGGUUUGCCAGCGCAUGCCAUCUUCCAAGUCCUCAUCGAUAUUUGGUCCGGUGGCUGCAACCCCCAACUCUACUAUGCGCUACCUGUCCUCUUUGUAUACGAGGUCCUCGGCGUAAUCCUCAGCUCUAUAGGUGUCUAUCGCCGCGCGCAUUAUGCAAGCAUCAAAGCAGAGACGGAGGAAAAGGCGUGCGAAGAUCGUGUUGCAGCUGCGCUUGCCCAACAGCAAGAGGCUCGGCUUGUACGGCACGAAACCAUACGCGAUACCCAGGGCAGUGGAACAUCAGAUACCGAUAACGAAGAGACCGGUAGUUUGCAAAGACGGGGAACUAUGGGCACGAUUACUGAUCAAGAGGAACUGGCUGGCAUCAUUCGACGGGAGAUGUCUCGACCGAGAGUUGAAGGCCCAGAAGAUACCCGAGAUAGCACCGGGCCCUCCUUCUCCCUGCCUUUCAAGGAGUAA
Messenger RNA from Penicillium soppii, 1539 nucleotides. RefSeq names its product SNG1 family protein. Gene Ontology annotation, cellular component: membrane. The transcript has a single exon. The record is from RefSeq and is a predicted model, not a curated record. Lineage: Eukaryota; Fungi; Ascomycota; Eurotiomycetes; Eurotiales; Aspergillaceae. The coding region runs from base 1 to 1539 and encodes 512 amino acids.